Molecule: messenger RNA, 4951 nt
Organism: Nomascus leucogenys (northern white-cheeked gibbon)
Lineage: Eukaryota; Metazoa; Chordata; Mammalia; Primates; Hylobatidae
Gene: CEP83
Product: centrosomal protein 83
Exons: 15
Coding region: 530-2383 (617 amino acids)
Cellular component (GO): centrosome
Source: RefSeq, a predicted model, not a curated record
CAAGGGACAGAGCCCGCUCCUCCAGGCUGGAGGGGCGGUGCGAUGAGGCGGCUUCUGGGCCAGACGUCAGCACGGAGGGUGGCGCCGCACCCCUGAGGAUCCCGGUCCACGCGGAGGAGUGGGGCUUUUCGCCGCCGCCGCCGCCCUCGGACCUCUCCCGGGAUACUUCACAUAUCCCUAGGGACGGGAGCCCGAGGGGUCCGCUCGGCCCUCUUCCUCUUCAGCUUGGGCCGCGAGCUGAAGAGCGUGGCGGGCUGAGCCGACACCCCGCUGUAGGACCGUAACCCUUAGUCCCAAUGCCUCCGUAAGCGGAGCUGAGUGGGUGCCGGUGAUUGGAGCUGUGGAGUUGGCCCCGGUGGCGAGCGCGGCCAGAACUGCGGUCACUUAAGUUUUCCGUGUGCGGGUUGCAAGGAGCGUGCGUGCGUCUGGUAUAAUUUGGCCUCCUGAGAUUCUGCAUUAGUAAGAAAGGAGUGGGAAAUACCCUUGGAAAGAAAACUAAAGCAGUAAGAAAGCCAAAACUUAUUUUUACAUGGUUGUCAGCACAUUUACCGAUAUGGACACUUUUCCCAACAAUUUUCCUCCUGGUGGAGACAGUGGAUUGACAGGUUCUCAGUCGGAGUUCCAGAAAAUGUUGAUUGAUGAAAGGUUACGAUGUGAGCAUCAUAAAGCUAAUUAUCAGACUCUGAAGGCUGAACACACAAGGUUGCAGAAUGAAUAUGCACAGUUACAAAAUGAACUCAAGCACCUGUUUAAUGAAAAGCAAACUCAGCAGGAAAAACUUCAGCUCCUGCUUGAAGAACUAAGAGGAGAAUUAGUAGAGAAAACUAAAGACUUAGAAGAAAUGAAACUGCAGAUAUUAACUCCACAAAAAUUGGAAUUGCUAAGAGCCCAAAUACAACAAGAAUUAGAAACUCCAAUGAGAGAACGUUUUAGGAAUCUAGAUGACGAGGUGGAAAAGUAUAGAGCUGUAUAUAAUAAGCUUCGCUAUGAACAUACAUUUCUCAAGUCAGAAUUUGAACACCAGAAGGAAGAGUAUGCACGUAUUUUAGAUGAAGGAAAAAUAAAAUAUGAAUCAGAGAUUGCAAGACUGGAGGAAGAUAAAGAAGAACUACGUAACCAGCUGCUUAAUGUUGAUCUCACAAAAGACAGCAAACGAGUGGAACAACUUGCUCGAGAAAAAGUCUAUUUGUGUCAAAAAUUAAAAGGUUUAGAGGCUGAAGUGGCGGAAUUAAAGGCUGAAAAGGAGAAUUCUGAGGCUCAGGUGGAAAAUGCCCAAAGAAUACAGGUGCGGCAAUUGGCUGAGAUGCAGGCUACAGUCAGAUCCCUGGAGGCUGAAAAACAAUCAGCUAAUUUACGGGCAGAACGCUUGGAAAAAGAGCUACAAUCAAGCAGUGAACAAAAUACCUUUUUAAUUAAUAAAUUGCAUAAAGCUGAACGAGAAAUAAAUACAUUAUCCAGUAAAGUAAAAGAACUUAAACAUUCAAACAAACUGGAAAUAACAGACAUCAAACUGGAGACUGCAAGAGCUAAGAGUGAGCUAGAAAGAGAAAGGAAUAAGAUUCAAAGUGAACUGGAUGGAUUACAGUCAGACAAUGAAAUUCUCAAAGCAGCUGUUGAACACCACAAAGUGCUCUUAGUAGAAAAGGAUCGUGAAUUAAUACGUAAAGUACAAGCUGCCAAAGAAGAAGGUUAUCAAAAACUUGUGGUAUUACAAGAUGAAAAGUUAGAACUCGAGAACAGAUUAGCAGAUUUGGAGAAAAUGAAAGUGGAACAUGAUGUCUGGAGGCAAUCUGAAAAGGAUCAGUAUGAAGAGAAAUUGCGGGCUUCACAGAUGGCAGAAGAGAUCACCAGGAAGGAGCUUCAGAGUGUUAGGUUAAAACUUCAACAACAAAUUGUGACUAUUGAAAAUGCAGAGAAGGAAAAAAAUGAAAAUUCUGACCUAAAACAGCAAAUCAGUAGUUUGCAGAUCCAAGUGACCUCACUUGCACAGUCAGAGAAUGACUUGCUGAAUUCAAACCAAAUGCUGAAGGAAAUGGUGGAGAGAUUAAAACAAGAAUGCCGAAAUUUUAGAAGCCAAGCUGAAAAAGCGCAACUAGAAGCUGAAAAGAUGUUGGAAGAGAAACAGAUACAGUGGUUGGAAGAAAAGCAUAAGCUUCAUGAGCGUAUCACAGACAGAGAAGAAAAGUGCAAUCAAGCUAAGGAGAAACUGCAGCGAGCUGCAAUUGCCCAGAAAAAGAGAAAAUCUCUUCAUGAAAACAAAUUGAAAAGACUACAAGAGAAAGUAGAAGUCUUGGAGGCAAAGAAAGAAGAAUUGGAAACAGAAAAUCAGGUCUUAAAUAGGUCUCUAUCACAUGCCAGGUGUUUGCCUUAUGGUUGGGACUAACAGAAAAUGUCACUGGCUUUGGUAGCAAGGAGUGGUGUUAGUUGUUGCUGCUGAAACAAGACAGUUGUAGCUAUUGCAUAGUUCUGAAAAUUGUGCCUACAACUUUGAAUCAAAGGUCAGUUUUGGUUUCCUGGUGUGGAGAUAUUAUUGAGCUGUAGUUUCGGGUUUCGCAGUCACAUCCAAGCACAUCUGAUAAUCAGGAUCAUCAGCAUUUUUAAAGCAGAGAUUUGUCAUAUUAAGUUGUUGGUAGUGGCAUUGUAUGACACAUUUGAUUCAAGUUAAGAAAAAUCUGUUUAAUUUAGUGAAUUAGUGGUAGCCUUCAGCACCUUAGCUAUUCAAGUAUAGAUUUUUCUGUAAUGGAAACUGCCUAUAAUAUCAUGCAGUGGUGUUUUAUGAUGUGCACUGGUGUUCUUGGGUGCAAUUAUUACCAAAAGGUGAACAAUUGUUUUUUAAAGAACAUUCUAGAGGUUUCUAGACUGUAGAAUUCGUGCCAGCCUUACAAUACUGUAUUCCAAAGUAGGAGGCCACCUUUAGUUUAUUAAUUUGGUAGCAGUUUGUAAAUUACAAACACGCUUGUAAUUUUGAAUUUUGUUUCAAUUCUUUUUUUUUUUUUUAAUAUGGGGUCUUCAUCUAUUGUCCAGGGUGGAGUGCAGUGGCACAAUCAUAGCUAACUGUAGCCUCGAACCCCUAGGCUUAAUCUGUUCUCCUGCCUCAGCCUCCCAAAGCACUGGGAUUACAAGCAUGAGCCACCAUUCCUGGCUCAGUCCUUCUAAAACAGAAUUCAACUUACUUCCUCUUCCAUAAACAUUAAUAUUAAAAUGUCAGCAAUUCAAGAUUGGCCAGUUGUGGUGCAGAUCAUCUAGAAUUUUGAGUGAUUUUGAAAUUAUAUUUGAUUAUUGGAUGUCAUGUCCAAAAAGAUGAUGAUCUGUGAAGGCCUGGAAAGUUAGCCUUUUUCUCCAUGUCAUUUUUUCCUAAAGUUGUGUAGCUUCACCUUUGUGAUUACCUUUUAUAUUAGGAAAAACCAGUGUUUUUCCCAUUCUCACACAGUCAGCACAACAUUUCUGACACCAGAUGUUUGGGGUUUUUUCCUGUACAUGGAGUAAUCAGUUCUCCAGUGGACAUGAGCUAGGUGUCCUAUAAUUCAGGUCUGAUACUGUCUACCUGGAUUGAGCAUCAGAUCCCACAGGUAGAGGGCUCAGUCCCACAAGACUGCCCCCCACUUCAGAAUGCAGCCAUAAGCCCCAGGUUGUAGCCCGUGCUUCUGACUGACUGGCUAAAAAUGGCUAUAAAUUGGGGUUCCCAUGACCUGCUCAUCAUGUUCAAUUAAUUUGCUAGAGCAGCUUACAGAACUCAGGGAAACUUAUGUUAACCAGCUUAUUAGAAAGGAUAUUACAAAAGAUAUAGAUGAGCAGUCAGAUGAAAGAGAUACAUAGGAAAAGGUAUGAGGAAGGGGGCGUGGAGUUUCCAUGCCCUCUCUGGGCAUGCCUGCCUGCAGACACCUCCACAUGUUGAGCAACCCAGAAGCUCUCUGACCACAUGCUUUUGGGUUUUUAUGGCGGCUUCAUUACAUAGGCAUGAUUGAUUACAUCAUUGGCCAUUGGUGAUCAACUCAACCUUUAGUCCUUUACCUUCCCAGAUGUCAUGGGGUGGGGUUGGAGAGUGGGGCUGAAAGUUCCAACCCUCUAAUCAUGCCUCAGUCUUUCUGGUGACCUGCCCCAUCCUGAAGCUAUUCAGGGGCCCCCAGCCACCAGUUAUCUUAUUAAUAUACAAAAGAUACUCCUAUCACUUCAGAGUUUUAGGAGCUGUGUGCCAGGAACCAAGGGCAAAGACCAAAUAUAUAUUUCUUACUAUAAUAUUACACUGACAUUUUAAAAAUUAGAUUGAACUAUGUGAAAAUCUCUAUAUUUGACCAUAUUUCACCUAUUUAAAAAUGGCAAUUUUGUAAGCUUCAGUCCAGCAUUUUCUUUACACUUGACCCUUGACAACAUGGGCUUGGACUGCAUGGGUCUACUUAUAUGCAGAUUUUUUUUUUUGGGCAAACAUGGAUAGAAAAUAUAGUAUUCACAGGAUGUGAAACCUGCCAGUUCAGAGAACCAACUUUUCCAUUAUGUGGGUUCUGUAGGGCUGACUGCAGGACUUGUAUGCACAGGCUUCAAUAUAUGAGGGAUGUCCUGGAACUAAUCCCAUGUGUAUACUGAGGGCUAUGAACUGUAUUUUUAUUUGAUUCUUUCUGUAAGAUAAGGCACUCUUUUGGUGUAGAGUCUCCCUUUAGUUUCAGGAUUCAUGAAUGGGGGUGAGUAGGAGGGUAGGAGUGAGUACCAAAGUAUCAAAAGAUUUUAGAUCUUUAAUUAGCAAAUAAAACUUUAUAAUGAGUUGAUAGUCUGCAAUGCUAAUGAUUGCUAAUGAUUAAGAUGUUAUGUCAUGUUUCUGUUUAUCUUUCUAGGUAAACAGAUUUUUUAUCUAUAUAUUAUAUAUAGAUCUCAUAAUUUAGAAAUCCUCUUCCAGUUUAAAAUUAUAUUCUGUGAAUCAUACUGUGCUUCAAUAGGGUAUAACCAUAUUAAAGAAACA